UAACACCGCCACGGGGCACCGGCGUCGUUCGCGGUUCCUUGGCGGCUUGAAAGCCUAUUUUGGUUUCCGCCCCUUUUUCUCUUGCUCUUUCUAAUCCUUCCCCCUCUGCAAUUACGGCCAGGAACCCUUUUGAAAUUUCUUCUAAGUUGAAGCGUAGGACCAAUUUCGUCAACACAAUCCGGAAUGGUCAACAUGGCGGCCGCCGUAAGGUGCCUUGGUAGAGGUACCCUCCCCCUCACUCUGUGUGCUCUAGCCACACUGCCUUCCUUGUUCCCUAAUCAACACCAAGAACAUUUCUGCCUUGGGAAGACUUUUUCUCCCAGUUGGGUCUUGAUACAUCAUCAAAAGCAUAGUCUUUCCAAGAUGGCUUAUCAGACACCUCUUUAUCCUUGUUCUGUAUAUGUUCAGGUGCCCAGCAGACAUUUUGCUGCUGCUACAAAGCCUGCAAAGAAAACAAAAAAAGGUGUGAAAGACAAAGCAUCAGAUGAGAAAAAAGAUGAGAUAGAAAAAAUAAAGUCAUACUCCUUUAUGGAAGGCGAACCUGAGGAUGAUGUCUACUUAAAGCAUUUAUACCCAAGACGGAUAUAUGAGGUGGAGAAAGCUAUUCAGUUACUUAAGAAAUUUCAAACUCUAGACUUUACUAAUCCAAAGCAAGGUGUUUAUCUUGAUUUGACACUGGAUAUGGCACUGGGGAAAAAGAAAAAAGUGGAGCCAUUUGCCAGUGUUCUUCGUUUUCCAUACCCAUUCGUUUCAGAAACCAAUAAAGUUGCUGUAUUUACAGGGAAUGCAUCAGAGAUUAAAAUAGCAGAAGAAAAUGGAGCUGCAUUUGCAGGAGGACUUAAUCUAAUUCAGAAGAUUUUGGAUGAUGAAAUUCAAUCAGACUUUUAUGUAGCUGUUCCAGAAAUAAUGCCCGAGCUUAAUCAAUUAAAGAAAAAGCUGAAAAAAAGAUUUCCAAAACUAACUCGAAAUUCCAUUGGCCGUGACAUCCCCAAAAUGCUUGAAUUAUUUAAAACUGGACAUGAAAUUAAGGUAGAUGAAGAAAGGGAGAACUUUCUCCAGACCAAAAUAGCAACACUGGAUAUGCUAAGUAACCAGAUAGCUGCGAAUCUGCAAGCAGUCAUCAGUGAAGUUUGUAAGCACAGACCACUCAGUUUGGGACCUUUUGUGGUACGAGCUUUCCUUCGUACUUCAACAAGUGAAGGUUUGUUACUAAAGAUCAAGCCAUUGUUGCCUAAAGAAGUAGAAACCGAAGAGGGUAACAAAGAAGAUGCCUAACAAUGUUAUAUUUUGAAAUUAUUUUCAGUGGAUUAAGAAGCAACAAAGAAAAUUAUAAAACUGUAUAUAAUUU
This is a messenger RNA of Callorhinus ursinus (northern fur seal), 1348 nucleotides long. RefSeq names its product mitochondrial ribosomal protein L1 (gene MRPL1). The record is from RefSeq and is a predicted model, not a curated record. Gene Ontology annotation, molecular function: RNA binding; structural constituent of ribosome. Gene Ontology annotation, biological process: translation. Gene Ontology annotation, cellular component: large ribosomal subunit; mitochondrion. NCBI's taxonomy places the organism in Eukaryota, Metazoa, Chordata, Mammalia, Carnivora, Otariidae.